Morus notabilis is the source of this 2152-nucleotide messenger RNA. RefSeq names its product polycomb group protein EMBRYONIC FLOWER 2. Bases 185 to 2038 code for a protein of 617 amino acids. NCBI's taxonomy places the organism in Eukaryota, Viridiplantae, Streptophyta, Magnoliopsida, Rosales, Moraceae. Gene Ontology annotation, molecular function: chromatin DNA binding. Gene Ontology annotation, cellular component: nucleus. The record is from RefSeq and is a predicted model, not a curated record. The transcript is spliced from 22 exons.
GAUAUGCUGUCAGAGUGAGGUAGCAAAAGGUUGCGGAGGAGGAGUUGAAUGAAGCAAACGAUAGCGAUUGCAGAAGAAUUCGGCAGAUCAAACCAAAACAUCACACAAAACCAACAAACUCCAUAUUCUCUCUUUUCUCAAUCUUCUCUCUCCGGUGGCUCCCUCCGUUAGAUUAACGGACUAGAUGUGCCGGCAAGAAUCGCGCGCGCGUAUGUCGGCGGAGGAGGAAAUUGCGGCGGAAGAGAGCCUUUCCGUUUACUGCAAGCCCGUCGAGUUCUACAACAUUCUUCAGCGCCGUGCCAUAAGAAAUCCGUCAUUUCUUCAAAGAUGUUUGAGUUACAAAAUAGAGGCAAAGCACAAAAGGAGAAUACAAAUGACAGUUUCCCUUUCAAGGGCCAAGAACAACGGUGCACAAACUCAGAAUUUGUUUCCUUUGUAUGUUUUUUUGGCAAGAUUAGUUUCUGAUAUUGCUGCUGCUGAGUACUCUGCUGUAUAUCGAUUCAACCGAGCAUGCAUGUUAACCAAUUCCACUGGUGUUGAGGGGAGAAAUCAAGUCCAAGCAAAUUUUAUUCUGCCUGAUAUUAAUAAGCUGGCAUCAGAGGUUAAAUCUGGCGCAGUUUCCAUCUUGCUUGUCAGCUUUGUGGGAGUCCAAAAUUCUGUUGGUGGAACGAAUCUAUCAAAGGGUGCUUUUGAUAUGGCUUCUUUUCCUUCAAAAGUUGGGGGAUACUGUCUAUGGAGCAAGAUACCGUUGGAAUCACUUUAUAUCUCGUGGGAAAAUUCGCCAAACUUUAGUUUGGGACAGCGAGCUGAGAUGAUGUCAACUGUAGAUAUGCAAUCUUGCUUCUUGAAGUUGAGCUGUUCGAAUGAGGAAAAAUGCAUCUCAAUUGAAGUUCCAUAUAAUCUAGAAACUGUGAGUAACUCCCAGCAAGUUCAAGUUACUGUUUCUGCAGAAGAGUUUGGUGCUAGAGAAAAAUCUCCUUACAAUUCAUAUAUAUGUGGUGACGUUCCGUCUUCAUCAUUGUCUCAAAUUAUUCGGUUGAGGGCAGGAAAUGUCAUUUUUAAUUACAGAUACUACAGCAAUAAGUUGCAAAGAACAGAAGUAACUGAAGACUUCUCCUGCCCAUUCUGCUUGGUUAAAUGUGCAAGCUUUAAGGGCCUGAGAUUUCACUUGACCUCAUCGCAUGAUCUCUUCAACUUUGAGUUUUGGGUGACAGAAGAGUAUCAAGCUGUGAACGUGUCUGUCAAAAUUGACAAUGGGAGAUCGGAGAUUGUUGCAGAUGGUGUUGAUCCUAAGCUACAAGUAUUCUUCUUUUACUCAAAGCCACUUAAACGCAAGAGACUGAAGAACCUACUUCAUGGUGCAAAGCAUGUGCAUCCAUAUAUCUUGGAGUCUAAUUUGCGCGCGGGAGUCUAUGAGCUAUUGGACAAGGCAGAUGAUGCUCAUUCCAGUAAAGGUGAAAGGGCUCGUAUCUCAGUAGUUUCAAGUGCCUUACUGCUAUCAAAUGCUGAUCCUGGUUGUGUUCAAUCAACGUGUGGAAAUAAUCUUGCACCUCCUGCAAUGUUGCAAUUCGCAAAGACAAGAAAGCUAUCUGUGGAACGUUCAGACCCUAGGAAUUGUACCUUACUGCGGAAGCGGCAGUUCUUUCAUUCUCACAGAGCCCAGCCCAUGGCAAUAGAACAAGUGUUGUCAGAUAGGGAUAGUGAGGAUGAAGUUGAUGAUGAUGUUGCAGACUUUGAAGAUCGAAGGAUGCUUGAUGAUUUUGUUGACGUGACUAAAGAUGAGAAACAAAUGAUGCACAUGUGGAAUUCUUUUGUGCGGAAGCAACGGGUACUCGCUGAUGGUCAUAUUCCUUGGGCAUGUGAAGCGUUUUCAAAAUUGCAUGGACCUGACCUGGUCAAAAACCCAUCUCUGAUAUGGUGUUGGAGAUUAUUCAUGAUCAAACUUUGGAAUCACGGUCUCCUCGAUGCACGUAUGAUGAACAAUUGCAACAUUAUUCUUGAAAGAUGCCAAAAUCAGGUUUCUGAUCCAAAAGAUUAGGAGAGGAUAUAUAUAUUUUUUUUGUUGAAAAAAAAAAAAAAAAAACCCUACCAGGGUUUGAACCCUGAAAAGUUGCAAAGGUAAAGGGUGAGAUGAUUUGUUUAUUCGACGAAA